Messenger RNA from Sciurus carolinensis (gray squirrel), 2290 nucleotides. It is a transcript of the gene Wif1, whose product is annotated as WNT inhibitory factor 1. Gene Ontology annotation, molecular function: signaling receptor binding. Lineage: Eukaryota; Metazoa; Chordata; Mammalia; Rodentia; Sciuridae. The record is from RefSeq and is a predicted model, not a curated record. Gene Ontology annotation, cellular component: extracellular region; cell surface. The transcript is spliced from 10 exons. Gene Ontology annotation, biological process: anatomical structure development. Bases 413 to 1552 code for a protein of 379 amino acids.
CGGCCCGAGCGCCCCCCGGCGGCCACAGGCUCAGCCUCGCAGACCCCACUCCUGGCUCGCACCUCGCUCUGGUCAGCUCUUCCUGCUCUUCCUCUCCGGCUGUAUUUGAUCCUCUGACUGUUGGUGCUGCCGGGUGUGCUGGCAUCUCCGGCUCUGCCAGGCUUGCGUCUCUGCCAUCUCCUCUCGGAUCGCUCCCGCUCAUCCCCUCCUUUGCCCCCUCCCUCCCGGCAGCCUCCCUCCCCUCAACCUCCCUCCCAGGCUUACUCUCACCGGAGCCGGGAGGCUCCACACCCAGCCCUCCAAGUGGGAGCAGCUCCGGGUGAGUGGGCUGAAGCCGAGCUGAAAACUUAACGAGCGCAGGUCGGGUAGGUGCUGCAGGAGUUUCGCCACCCGCCAGGAGGUCGGAAGCAGCAUGGCCCUGAGAAGCGCCUUCCCUGCCGCUGCGCUCCGGCUCUGGAGCAUCCUCCAGUGCCUGCUGGUGCUGAGGGCGGAGGCCGGGCAGCCGCGGGAGGAGAGCCUAUACCUGUGGAUCGAUGCUCACCAGGCAAGAGUGCUCAUAGGAUUUGAAGAAGAUAUCCUGAUUGUUUCCGAGGGCAAAAUGGCCCCCUUUACACAUGAUUUCAGAAAAGCACAACAGAGAAUGCCAGCGAUUCCUGUCAAUAUCCAUUCCAUGAAUUUUACCUGGCAAGCUGCAGGGCAGGCAGAAUACUUCUAUGAAUUCCUGUCCUUACGUUCCCUGGACAAAGGCAUCAUGGCAGAUCCAACUGUCAAUGUCCCUCUGCUGGGAACAGUGCCUCACAAGGCAUCAGUCGUUCAAGUUGGUUUCCCAUGUCUUGGGAAACAAGAUGGGGUGGCAGCAUUUGAAGUGAAUGUGAUUGUAAUGAAUUCUGAAGGCAACACCAUCCUCCAGACACCUCAAAAUGCUAUCUUCUUUAAAACAUGUCAGCAAGCUGAGUGCCCAGGAGGGUGUCGAAACGGAGGCUUUUGUAAUGAAAGAAGAAUCUGCGAGUGUCCUGAUGGAUUCUACGGGCCUCACUGUGAGAAGGCCCUUUGCACACCACGAUGCAUGAAUGGUGGACUUUGUGUUACUCCUGGUUUCUGCAUCUGUCCACCUGGAUUCUAUGGAGUCAAUUGUGAUAAAGCAAACUGCUCAACCACCUGUUUUAAUGGAGGGACCUGUUUCUACCCUGGAAAAUGCAUUUGCCCCCCAGGUCUAGAAGGGGAGCAGUGUGAAAGAAGCAAAUGCCCGCAACCCUGUAGAAAUGGAGGUAAAUGCAUUGGUAGAAGCAAAUGUAAGUGCUCCAAAGGUUAUCAAGGAGACCUCUGUUCUAAGCCUGUCUGUGAGCCUGGCUGUGGUGCACACGGGACCUGCCAUGAACCCAACAAAUGCCAAUGUCAAGAAGGUUGGCAUGGAAGACACUGCAAUAAAAGGUACAGAGCCAGCCUCAUGCAUGCCCUGAGGCCAGCAGGCGCCGGUCUCAGGCAGCACACGCCUUCACUUAAAAAGGCUGGGGAGCUGCAGGAUCCACCUGAAUCCAAUUACAUCUGGUGAACUCCGACAUCUGAAACGUUUUAAGUUACACCAAGUUCAUAGCCUUUGUUAACCUUUCAUGUGUUGAAUGUUCAAAUAAUGUUCAUUACACUUAAGAAUACUGGCCUGAAUUUUAUUAGCUUCAUUAUAAAUCACUGAGCUGAUAUUUACUCUUCCUUUUAAGUUUCCUAAGUAUGUCUGUAGCAUGAUGGUAUAGAUUUUCUUCUUUCAGUCCUUUGGGACAGAUUUUAUAUUAUGUCUGUUGAUCAGGUUAAAAUUGUGUCUUUUCGGUGUAUAGUUGGCAGAUAUUUGCAAAAUUACAGUGCAUUCAUGGUGUUGAGGGACUGGGUCACAUUAGAGAGGUUAAAUUGGGCAAAAAUGCAUAAAUCACAAGGAUUUAGAUGAAGCAGUUCAUAGUGUUGAAGUUACAGCAUUUCAAAUUUUAUUGUCACAUAUUUAGACGUUUGUCACAUUUUUUAACUGCUCUUAUUUGUUUGCUCUCAUACGAUACAUUUUAACUUUACCAUUACUUCAGAGAGUUCAGUAUUGAAAAAAGAAAAACCAAAAAUUUACACUGUGGUAGUGGCAUUUAAACAAUAUAAUAUAUUGUAAACACAACGAGAUAGGGGAUAUAAUGUAUGAAGUCUUUGCAUUGGCUCGAAGCAACAUAAUAUAUUGUAAACAAAACACUGCUCUUACAUAAUAAACGUUUUAUACUGUUUGUAUGUAUAAAAUAAAGGUGCUGCUUUAGUUUUCUGA